CCCACUUCACACUUCCAUCCCCCUUUGAAAUCCAAUUCCCUUCAAUCAAUCAAUCCAUCUAUACUUCAUCAUGACUUCUCUUCCCCCCAGAAGCUGCUGCUACCAGGGCGUCAAGCACGAAGGCGAAGCCACCGGUAGCUUUUCCAAGCUCAAUGACUUUGAGAUCUACACCAGCUACCCGGCCGACAAGUCCACCGAGUACGGUGUCUUGAUCAUCACCGAUGUCAUCGGCCACCGCUUCAUCAAUGCCCAGCUUAUUGCCGACCAAUUCGCCGCCAAUGGCUACUUUGUCAUGAUGCCCGAUCUCUUCUACGAGGACGCCAUUCCCCUGAACCGCCCCGCCGGUUUCGAUCUCAUGGCUUGGUUGGGUGGCGAAUACCACAAGGACAAGAAGGCUCACACUGCCGAAGUCGUCGACCCCAUCAUCGAGGCUUGUCUCAACGAGAUGCGCACCAAGUAUGGAUGCAAGAAAAUCGGUGCUGUCGGUUACUGCUUUGGUGGCAAGUACGUCGUGCGUUAUCUUCGGCCUGGCCAGAUCGAUGCCGGAUACACCGCGCAUCCUUCCUUUGUCCAGGAAGACGAGCUGAGGGGCAUCAAGGGUCCUCUGGCUAUUUCUGCCGCGGAAAUCGACCCCAUCUUCCCUGCGGAGAAGCGCCAUGAGUCGGAGGUGAUUCUGAAGGAGCUGGGCCUGCCUUACCAGAUCAACCUGUACAGCGGUGUUGAGCACGGCUUUGCGGUCCGCGGUAACCCGGAGAAGCGGACGGUACAGUAUGCCAAGGAGAGUGCUUUCCUGCAGGCCGUGCAGUGGUUCAAGGAGCACCUGUAGUCUACUUCUGAUGGAGUAUAUGAUAUAUGAGAUACCUUGAAUAUGAUAGAUUCUUGCUAUGUAUGGACGACUCAUCUGAUAAUAUCAUCGGUGUCAAUCAGACCAUUACAGAGGAUAGCCAUUGAAUGGACUUCAAAGCCAGCCAAUCGCAAAAACCGACAUAGUCGAGGGUGUCAAGGGUUACGUGCCUUUUGGCCUUCUGGCUAUGACGAGUCAUUCGACUUCCGGGGUUCUCCAGCAUCUAUUGGGUUUGGGUAGAUAUAGUUUGCAUAAUCUUAUCUUUCUGUUCCCACCUCUCUUCCCCCUGUCUCUCUUCUUUUCUUCUUCUUCUUCUUCCUUCAAGCUCCAGAUUUCUCCAUCUUCUCUUCUUUUGACUCUCAUCUGUUCCUUACUCUAAUUCUGUUUCAAUUUUUUCCUAUUUUUUUUAAAUCAAACAAGAGGUAAAUCACAUUCGCCGUCAUAAG
This is a messenger RNA of Aspergillus sclerotioniger CBS 115572, 1290 nucleotides long. Its product is annotated as alpha/beta-hydrolase. The coding region runs from base 71 to 826 and encodes 251 amino acids. NCBI's taxonomy places the organism in Eukaryota, Fungi, Ascomycota, Eurotiomycetes, Eurotiales, Aspergillaceae. The transcript is spliced from 3 exons. The record is from RefSeq and is a predicted model, not a curated record. Gene Ontology annotation, molecular function: hydrolase activity.